UCAAAAGAUUUUGCCUCUCUUUCUUUCCCUGUGAGAAUUAGCUUUUGAAAAUAUUGCCUUGUAGAAACAAGGAUCAGUGGUAAAGCUUCAGGGGAUAAUAUGAUAAUAACUCUUCCAGAAGUGAAUUUCCCUUCCUAGGGGGGCUGAGGCUGGUUCUCUGAGAAUGGUGUAUACAUCCCAGUGGCUGGAGAGGAGGAAGCCCAUUGCCCAGCUGCUUUGUCUUCUGUGAAGGCGCAGCCAUGUCUGUGAUGAUAGCAAGGAAGAAAGUGACACGGAAAUGGGAGAAGCUGCCAGGAAGGAACACAUUUUGUUGCGAUGGGCGCAUCAUGAUGGCCCGACAGAAGGGCAUUUUCUACUUGACCCUCUUCCUUAUUGUGGGAACCUGUGCCCUCUUCUUUGCUUUUGAGUGUCGCUACCUUGCUGUCCAUCUGUCCCCAGUGAUCCCUGUCUUUGCAGCCAUCCUCUUCUUGUUUGCAAUGGCUACACUCCUCCGGACAAGUUUCAGUGACCCAGGGGUGAUUCCACGAGCCCUACCAGAUGAAGCAGCUUUUAUUGAGAUGGAGAUUGAGGCGACCAAUGGAACGGUACCUCCCGGCCAGCGUCCACCUCCACGCAUUAAGAACUUCCAGAUCAAUAACCAGAUAGUGAAGCUGAAAUACUGCUACACCUGCAAGAUCUUCCGUCCACCCCGUGCCUCACACUGCAGUAUCUGUGACAACUGUGUGGAGCGGUUUGACCAUCAUUGCCCCUGGGUGGGGAACUGUGUGGGGAAGAGGAACUACCGUUACUUCUACCUCUUCAUCCUUUCCUUGUCUCUUCUCACCAUCUACAUUUUCUCCUUUAACAUUGUCUACGUUGCCCUGAAAUCCUUGAACAUUGGAUUUUUGAACACUCUAAAAGAAACUCCAGGAACAGCUCUGGAGGUUUUGAUCUGCUUCUUCACACUUUGGUCUGUGGUGGGUUUAACUGGCUUCCACACUUUCCUGGUAGCACUGAACCAGACAACAAAUGAAGAUAUCAAAGGUUCCUGGACUGGGAAAAAUCGUGUGCAGAAUCCCUAUAGUCAUGGAAACAUUGUGAAGAAUUGCUGUGAGGUUCUUUGUGGGCCUUUGCCUCCCAGCGUCUUAGACAGACGGGGCGUCUUGCCACAGGACAGUGCCAUACAAGACAGCAAUGCUGGGCAGGGCUCCACCACACAAGCUGAUAGGAAUCCUGAAGCCAAAGCCCAGGAAGCCAGUGGUGCCUCAGAGGGUGACAGCGCCCUCCCAGAGGAGAGUUUGCUCUCUGUGCCAGCAUGCAACAUGCCACCUGCUGCUGCGGAACCGUCUGUUCCAUCCUUGGAUAAUGAACGGGCAACGCAUUAGCCUCUGAAAUGGACACAAGCUCUGCCUUUGUUUGGCAUUCUUCUUGUGAAGUUGCAGAGUGGACAAGGUGGGAACAGCUGGCCGGACAAUGGCCAUGUGGUUCCCUGUGGCUGUUCGUUUAACGGUGGUUGUGGCCUGUGUCUACAUACUGGAGGGGUGCCAGCACUCCCUUUUCCUAUGGAUGCUGAGCGCUUCUUGGGCUGCUGAAAAGACUCUUCAUUGAGAGGCGGUUACUGCUGGUUGAGUUAGCCCCCUGUCACCUGCAUUUCCUCUCUAAUAUUAUUAAGUGCAUCUCCAGCCACGACUCAGACAUCCCCAACGCAUGAAAUCUGCUGGGAAGAAGAUGGAGCUGAGGGCAGUGUUCUGUGCCAUGUUUCUGCCUUUGACUACAGUAUUCUAUUUGCCUGAACUUGGCGGCCAGUGGAACCAGGUAUCUGAAGAUACCUAUAGCCAACCACAUAUUUAUCAAACAGUGCCAUGUGGUAUCUGGGAGCCCAAAGUGACCCGAAAUCCUGAAAUAUGCGGUCAAGGGAGUUCCAGAUCCUAUGUUGCUCCAGACUCCCUUUGUUAAGUAUUGGAACUCUGUUGUGAGGCGCCACUUUCCUCUCUCUUCCCUUUCACCCUAAUCAGUAAGCCUUUUUGAGCAUCUCUGAGCCCUUGCUUCCUGCCUCCCUCCAUUUUUUACAGCCUUAGUUGCUUGAAUUGGAUAUUAGCAAUGAUUGGCUCUUCUUGACUAUCUCUUCUUGAGGAGUGGAGCAUAAGGGUAGCAAGGGGAUAAGGGAGCAGCAUAACUGAUUGCACUUAGCUAGAAAGGCAAACCCUACACAAGAAAUAGGAGAUUGAGACUGAUUCUGUGACUUCUUUGCAACUCUCCAGUCUUGCAGUGCCCUGAGCUCAGUUGACCCAGUUGUGAGUGUGCUUUUUGGUAGUCUCUGAGUAAAUGGUAACUGGUUUGUCUAGUCCAUCUUGUGUUUCUCAGCCCCCUCCCUCUAACGAGGCGGAGGGGAUUGACAGGGAAGAUAGCUGGCCUUUGGAGCCAUUUCAGGCAAAUUCAUUCAGCGCCAUAUGAUUUCAUUGUAAAUGUGCCAGUCCCACUGAAGGUGGGAAAUCUAUUUUUAUGCUCCCUUGUAAAAACAAUAACAUGCCUUUCUUGCAUAUGAAAAAUUGAUGUGUGUGGAAGAAGACUAGCUGGAACCCUUCUCCCUGACAUACUCUCUUCGUGCAGAGUGCGUGGCAGAAGGGCAAUAAAAACAGAUACUGUGUAAUUCCACCACUGAUUUGGAUGUCUCCCAAACGCAGAGGGCCUGGAGUUGAGAACAGAGCAGGCCUCUUGAAUUUACAGCUCACCAGGUGGUUUGUACUUCAUCUCCCAGAAUUCCCGAUCACUGGACAAACUGGCUAGGGCUUCUGGGAGUUGGAGGCCCAAACACCUGGAGGGUCGCAUGUUGAGGAGGCCUGGAAUAGAGAAUGGCUGAUCAUCUAUUUUUGUGGAACCAUUUUUCAAGUAUGGAGAUAAUCAGUGAAGGGUCUACUGAGUCUCUCUAUUCUUACUUACAUAGCCAACUCUCGCUGGGCUAGCUGAACUCUAAAACGUUCUGGCAAGGCUCUCGCUGUGUCUCUGGAUAGCAAGAUGCUUUGGCUGCAGAGAGAGAGUGGCAGGAAGCGACAGGUGCCCAUCCAGCACCCUUUGUUAGGGCUGCCCUCUUGCCUGAAGCAAGGUUGGAGAUUGCCACAACUUUCUUACUGGUAACUGAAUCUCAAUAGUGUUGCCACCAUCAUGUUUAGGAUCUAUUUUAUGAUGUAUUGUGUCAAAUUUGUCUGGGGACCAGAUGAUCCUGAGGUUUUAAUGUGCUCCAGUAUCAGCAAUGAAGGCAUUGAGUUUUGUUUGAAGAGUGUUUUUUUAUGUCUGUAUGUCUGUGUGUGUAUGUGCUGCCUUGGCACCAGUGUGCCUCUGCCGCUUGGUGUUGACUCUGUACCACAGCUCCACUUGGCUGUCCUCUCACCAGGUGUGGUUCACUAUUUACUUUAACUUCCUCUCUUGUAAUAAAAGGCAGCCUGCCUACACAAAUUGAA
This is a messenger RNA of Anolis carolinensis (green anole), 3437 nucleotides long. RefSeq names its product zinc finger DHHC-type palmitoyltransferase 9 (gene zdhhc9). The transcript has 10 exons. NCBI's taxonomy places the organism in Eukaryota, Metazoa, Chordata, Lepidosauria, Squamata, Anolidae. Gene Ontology annotation, cellular component: endoplasmic reticulum; Golgi apparatus. Gene Ontology annotation, molecular function: protein-cysteine S-palmitoyltransferase activity. The record is from RefSeq and is a predicted model, not a curated record. The coding region runs from base 240 to 1364 and encodes 374 amino acids. Gene Ontology annotation, biological process: protein targeting to membrane; peptidyl-L-cysteine S-palmitoylation.